Messenger RNA from Temnothorax curvispinosus, 722 nucleotides. Its product is annotated as longitudinals lacking protein-like. Bases 11 to 331 code for a protein of 106 amino acids. The record is from RefSeq and is a predicted model, not a curated record. The transcript has a single exon. NCBI's taxonomy places the organism in Eukaryota, Metazoa, Arthropoda, Insecta, Hymenoptera, Formicidae.
UCUUUCAGGGAUGAUAGCUUGGCAGAGUAUCCAUCAGUAUCACCAGGAUCGGAUGAUUAGCCAGCACAAAAUUCCACACAAUUCUAAUUAUGCGAACCCGAAGAUUUCCCAGUUAAAAUUCCCCAGCUAUCUCGAUAAGAAACCGGGUUUCUUUGAGUGCCCGAACUGCGGCAAGUAUUACCGCUGGUUGAGGAACAUGAGGAGUCACCUGAAGAUCGAAUGCGGCAAGGACCCGAAGGAGUGUUGCCCUUAUUGCCCGCAUCGCACCAAGUACAAGAGCAGUCUGCAUAAACACAUCCAGAGGAUGCAUCCAGAGAUUAAUUUUGCGUAAUUUUACGAAAUCUUUUUUUCUCUUUCUUGUUGACUAAUCAUGUUGUUGUGCAAUCAAUUCCGAAUUAUCUACCGACUUGUGCACCAGUUAUUAACUGCACAUGUAUAUUAUGUAUUUAAUAAGACAAAUAAUGAAAAUUGUUUACCGUAAUUUAUCAGAGUUUUUGUUAUUAAGUGAGUUUUAAUUAUUAGUUAUUAAGUGAACUUUUAUUAAAUGAAUUAUUUAUUAAAUAAAUUUAUUAAAUGACCGAUUGUUGCACGCGAUCAGUGCACGAAGUCAUUCGACAAGCAUCGACUCGAAUGUUCAUAAUAUUAUUAUAAUUAAUCGUAAUUAUAUUGUAAAUCUAGUCAGUUGAAAUGAAAGCGAUAUUAAAUGGUUCACUGAUAGAGUU